Messenger RNA from Misgurnus anguillicaudatus (oriental weatherfish), 2044 nucleotides. RefSeq names its product sulfide quinone oxidoreductase (gene sqor). Gene Ontology annotation, cellular component: mitochondrion. Gene Ontology annotation, molecular function: sulfide:quinone oxidoreductase activity; FAD binding. Lineage: Eukaryota; Metazoa; Chordata; Actinopteri; Cypriniformes; Cobitidae. The record is from RefSeq and is a predicted model, not a curated record.
AUUGACUAUACAGUCUGUACUUACUUUAUAGGUUUUUUCUCUAGUGUGUUGCCUACCUAGACAUCGUAACCUAUACAAAUAUGUAUUAUUACUAUAGCGUGACAAGAGAACCUGCAGUUUCGGAUCCCGUUGACAGCCUGUCGGGGCCAUAUGAAGCCCAAACAUGUUGACUAGUUAGACAGUUUACAAUAGAUUUCGGAACAAGCACAAUACUAUAUGCAAGGUAUCAUGACUCAUCGGUUUAGGACAUAUAGCCUACAUAAGCAAAUGUGUUCUUGACUGUGUCGCACUGUAUUACUGUUUCAUUGAACAUAUGUAAGGAUUUCCUGUCUACACAUAGAGGACAGUUUUGAAGACAAGGGCAAGUGCGUACACGCUCGCAGGUACAUUAUUUCAAGCCAUGGCAAGCGCUCUCCAUUCCCAUUUGCUGCUGUCGAAGCAGUACGGCAGAGCUUUUUCUGUGAUUAACUCGCAAAUUCAUACCAGCUGUGGAUUGGCCUCUAAAGAUCACUACAAAGUUCUUGUGCUUGGUGGUGGAAGUGGAGGCAUAGCGAUGGCUGCACGCAUGAAAAGGAAAGUUGGUGCGGAAAACGUGGCCAUUGUGGAGCCCAGUGAGAUGCACUACUACCAGCCUAUUUGGACGUUAGUUGGUGCAGGGGCUAAAAGGAUUGCUUCCUCUGGACGUUCAACAGCCAGUGUGAUACCAUCAGGGGUAAAAUGGGUCAAGUCCAAAGUGGCUGAAUUGGAUCCCGAUAACAACACUGUUCGCACAGACUCUGGAAAAAAGAUCUCUUAUGAUUAUCUGAUUGUAGCUCUUGGCCUUCAGCUACACUUUGAAAAGAUCAAAGGUCUGCCUGAAGCUUUUGAACAUCCAAAAAUUGGUUCGAACUACUCAUUGCAAACAGUAGAAAAGACCUGGAACGCUUUAAGGAACUUUAAGGAGGGCAAUGCACUGUUCACUUUUCCAAACACCCCUGUGAAAUGUGCAGGAGCUCCUCAAAAGAUCAUGUAUCUCUCCGAUGCCUUCCUGAGAAAGACAGGAAAAAGGUCCAAAGCUAACAUUAUUUACAACACCUCCUUGCCCGUGCUGUUCGGUGUGAAAAAAUAUGCAGAUGCAUUAUGGGAGAUUGUGAAGGAACGUGACCUUAAUGUAAAUCUCAGAAGCAACCUAAUUGAGGUCAGGGCCGACAAACAAGAAGCCGUUUUUGAGAAUCUCGACAAACCUGGAGAAACAAAGGUUUUGGAGUAUGAGAUGAUCCACGUUACUCCACCCAUGGGACCACCUGCAGUGUUAAAAGGCUCCUCACUGGACGAUGCGGGUGGCUGGCUGGACGUAAAUAAGGACAACCUUCAGCACAAAAAGUACGCCAAUGUAUUUGGCAUCGGAGACUGCACCAAUCUACCCACAUCCAAAACAGCGGCUGCAGUAGCUGCACAAUCUGCAGUACUUGACCGAACUGUCAGCAGAAUUUUAAAGAAACAGAUACCAGAUAAGGCAUAUAAUGGCUACACCUCAUGCCCGCUGGUCACAAGCUACAACACAGUCAUCUUGGCAGAAUUUGAUUAUGACGGACAGCCCCUGGAAACCUUUCCCGUGGACCAAAGUAAAGAGAGCAGGAUCAUGUACUUCAUGAAAGCUGAUGUCAUGCCACAUCUGUAUUGGCACGGGCUUCUCAAGGGAAUUUGGGGAGGCCCAGGACCAUAUCGGACCAUAAUGCAUCUGGGGAUGAAAUAGGGCAAAUCCUAGGAACACAUUUUUUUCAGGAAAGAUGUGAGAGUCAUGUAUUAAAGAUGAAAGCCUAAAUAGAGCUUGUGCAGAAUUUUGUGGUUGUUGACCCACUCAAGCACAAUAGCUUCAAUUCAUAGUUGCAUGCAAUAACAUAUAGUUUAAUAGUUGGGUUUGAUUUCCGUUGCCUUUCUGUAUAAUGGAUUUUGGCUAUAUGAAAAAAUUGGCAUAUUCUACAUAACUCUUGAAUCAGUUUAUAUCAGUCAUAUGCAAAUGUUUUUUAUCAAUGUAGAAAUAAAGAACAGUUUUGAUUUUUUA